CGGAAAAUGGGGAAGUGGGGGUGGGGGAAGUGGAGGUGGGGGAGCAACGACCUCGGAGGGUGGACGAGUGGCCAACAGGAACAUUUGUGGAAGUCUGUGCUUUCUCAAAAGGCAUGGAUAGUGUCAGUUAGAAAGACUCUGGCUAGGUUCGUCAAGACAGAGAGAUAUCGUCAAACUGGGUGAAUCAACAUGCCUCCGUUUCGCAUUGUCAUUGUGGGAGGCGGAAUUGCUGGCUUUACCGCCGCAAUCGCUCUGCGCGGGCCAAACCGACAAAUCACCGUGCUUGAGCAAUCUAGACUGAACAAGGAAAUCGGUGCUUUGAUCUCACUGCAACCGAAUGCAUCCCGAAUUGUCGAGUCUACCUGGGGCCUCAAGAAGGAAGUGGCUGCCGCUAGCAGAAUGGUUGAUGAAGGUUUCCGUGUUUACAACACUGACGGAGUUCUGGUCAACACCGUGCCACUAUCAACCGCGGAGUUCGGUGCAGAUCGUUUGUGUUUCCAUCGGAGAGAUCUUCAUGAUCAACUCAAGGAAGCUGCAGUUUCUCUCGAUCGCGCAGGCGAUCCGGUGACACUCAGAGUCGCUUCGCGCGUAGUAGACUGCAGUCCGCUGGAUGGCACGGUCACUCUCGAAGGAGGGGAGAUAGUGACGGCAGAUCUGAUCGUUGCUGCCGAUGGAAUUCAUAGCGUGAUUCGCAAACAUGUGUUGGAGGACGAGCCGUCUCCAUUGCCCACGGGGCAUUCUGCCUAUCGUCUUAUGAUCCCCUCGGAGACCUUGGAAAAAGAAGAGCCCGAGUUUUGUUCCAAGAUCAACCCUCGAGAGCCCUUCACCUCCAUGAUGGUUGCCCACAACUGCCGCCUAGUUAUGGGCCCUGGCAGGCAAGGUGAGGUCUACGGUAUCGUGGCAUUGGUGCCCGAUGAACAAUUGAAUGAGGAUCCCGGUGCAAAGCAAUCCUGGGUUGCCGAGGGAAAUCUGGAUAAGAUGCUUGAGACCUUCUCAGAGUUCCCAACGUGGGUCACGAGUGUAUUCAAGCAUUCCGCCGAUCUCGGAUUGUGGCAAUUGCGUGAUUUGGACCCGCUCAAGGCCUGGCAUCGUGGCCGAGUGAUUCUCAUUGGCGAUGCCGCCCAUGCCAUGCUUCCCACCCAGGGCCAGGGCGCUAGUCAAGCAAUCGAAGAUUCAGAGGCCCUGGGAGCAUUUUUUGAGGGUAUCAGCGAGGCCCCUUCGGCAGACGCUCUUUCCGAGAUCCUAGAGAAUAUUUUCCAGGCUCGCUUCGCUCGAGUGAGCCUCAUCCAAGCAUACAGCAGAGAGGCGGCGAAGCCAGCUGCUUCUAAGAACACCGUUACUUUGAGACCGGAUGAAUUCAUGAAAUUUAAUUGUAUGUAUCGGGGGGCCAAGGCUUGGAGCAACGAGCAGAUCCCUGCGCCGGCUUGA
Messenger RNA from Penicillium brasilianum, 1428 nucleotides. The record is from the annotation of a GenBank genome assembly. Lineage: Eukaryota; Fungi; Ascomycota; Eurotiomycetes; Eurotiales; Aspergillaceae.